Corylus avellana is the source of this 1359-nucleotide messenger RNA. RefSeq names its product Nucleotide-diphospho-sugar transferases superfamily protein (gene IRX9). Lineage: Eukaryota; Viridiplantae; Streptophyta; Magnoliopsida; Fagales; Betulaceae. Gene Ontology annotation, molecular function: xylosyltransferase activity; galactosylgalactosylxylosylprotein 3-beta-glucuronosyltransferase activity. Gene Ontology annotation, cellular component: Golgi membrane. The record is from RefSeq and is a predicted model, not a curated record. Gene Ontology annotation, biological process: glucuronoxylan biosynthetic process; plant-type secondary cell wall biogenesis.
UACUAAACAAAUACUCUUUGUAUGACACAAUUUGCUGUGUGUCUUAUAAAUUCUAGUCUUCUUCUUCCAACAUCCUCCUGAGCUCACCGACAGUGACUGCUACAUACUUUCUACAACAAAUUGUUUGAUUUCCGGUCGUUCUUCAGGAGUUGAAUGAUGGGGUCAAUGGAAAGAUCAAAGAAAAAGGUUCAAUUAUGGAAGAAAGCAAUUUUCCAUUUCUCUCUGUGUUUUGUCAUGGGGUUCUUCACGGGCUUCGCUCCAACGGGUAAAGCUUCAGUCUUUUCCAACCAUUUUGCUUCGUCGAAUAUAUCAGAGCCUUCAUCGUCAAAACCCAUUGAAACGCUGCCCCAGGCGGCCAACGUCAACCGGAGUUUGAUAGCCCAAGCUCCGGCGGCCAUUCCGGCGAGGCCUAAACAGCCGGAAAACACAGAAAUUGAAGAAGAAAAAGAACCCAAGUUGACACCCAGAAGACUUUUGAUUGUCGUGACGCCGACGAGUGCAAAAGAUCAGCUUCGAGGUGUUCUUUUGAGAAAAAUGGCUAACACUCUGAGGUUGGUUGCUCCGCCAUUGCUGUGGAUUGUGGUGGAGCCGCAAACGGAUUCGAACCAGGUGUCGGAAAUACUUAGAAAAACAGGUAUUAUGUAUAGGCAUUUGGUUUUCAAUAAGAAUUUCACCGACACGGAAGCUGAAAUGGAUCACCAACGAAACGUUGCGCUUAAGCACAUCGAGCACCAUAGGCUCAGUGGGAUUCUGCACUUUGCCGGGCUCUCCAAUGUCUAUGAUCUUGGCUUCUUCGACCAGCUCAGAGAAAUUGAGGUGUUUGGGGCAUGGCCAAUGGCUUUGCUCUCAGCAAACCAGAAGAGAGUGAAAAUAGAAGGACCAGUGUGUGAUUCUUCGCAAGUUAUAGGAUGGCAUCUACGGAAAAUGAACAAUGAAUCUGAUACAAGACCCCCAAUUCAUAUUUCAAGCUUCGGCUUCAACAGCUCCAUCCUCUGGGACCCCGAGCGAUGGGGCCGUCCUUCCGCUGUUCAAAAAUACUCCCAGAAUUCAAUGAGAUUUGUAAAACAAGUAGUUCUCGAAGACGAGACGAAAUUAAAAGGAAUCCCGCCGGAAGACUGCUCCAAAAUCAUACUGUGGCGUCUUCAGUUGCCCAGAGGGACGGCGUCCAAUUAAUUGAUCGAUCAUCAUCACAAGAUGUAAUAAGAGGAAGAAAGUGAGAUUAAGAGGAUAUUUUAAUCAGUGGAGAUCCAUUACGAUCAUAUAAAUAGCUGUCAAAUUUUUGUAUUAUUUUAUAAUUUCUCUAAUUUUUGGGGGAAAUAUUGUAUAUUAUAGGGUGUAUCUUUUGCAUAUUACUUGAAC